Messenger RNA from Etheostoma cragini (Arkansas darter), 1635 nucleotides. It is a transcript of the gene tmem129, whose product is annotated as transmembrane protein 129, E3 ubiquitin protein ligase. Gene Ontology annotation, molecular function: ubiquitin protein ligase activity. The record is from RefSeq and is a predicted model, not a curated record. NCBI's taxonomy places the organism in Eukaryota, Metazoa, Chordata, Actinopteri, Perciformes, Percidae. The transcript has 6 exons. The coding region runs from base 39 to 878 and encodes 279 amino acids. Gene Ontology annotation, cellular component: membrane; endoplasmic reticulum. Gene Ontology annotation, biological process: protein ubiquitination.
UCUUAAGAGCUUCUUUUGUGUUCUCUUCAGGUUACUACAUGGGGAUGUGUAUUGCUGCUCCAGAAAAAAACCUAGGAUACAUUCACCAGUUGACCAGCUGGUUACUUGUCAUCUACUGGUCCCGCCGGCACUGGCACAACCAUCCAAUUAGCCGGGUCUUGCAGGCCCACAUACAGCCUCCUUACUCCAGUUGGGGCUCAGUGGCAACCAGCGUCAACGAUGAGUUCAGACGCAUAGAUAAGUUUGCUACAGGCGCGCCUGGAACCAGAGUUAUCGUUACUGACAGCUGGGUGUUAAAGGUGACCACCUAUCAUGUCUACAUGGCCUUACAGAGUGAAUGCCAUGUGACAGUCACAGAGUCCAGACAGCACCAGCUGAGUCCAGACUCGGCUUCCCCCACACAGAUAUUGACCCUGCGAGUGGACAGCAUUAACCCUGCUGUCAGAGCUUUUGAUAUCAGGCUCAACUCUACAGAGCAUGCAGAGCUCAGAGAGAAACUCCAUGCACCCAUCAGAAACUCUGCCAAUGUUGUGAUCCACCAAACCAUAAGUGAACUCUUCCUUGAAACAUUUAGAGCCCAGGUGGACCUCAAUCAACCGUACACACUUCCCACUGGACAGGAGAUGGAGCCCUGUAUAGGCUGUAUGCAGGUUCCAGCAAGCACCAAGCUGGUCAAACUCUGCCAUACAGCAGGAGGAGAUAAUGAGUUGGAGUGCCAGCAGUGUUUCUGCAGACCAAUGUGGUGUCUGUCCUGUCUUGGUCGAUGGUUCGCCAGCCGCCAAGACCAGCAAAGACCCGAGACCUGGUUGUCUAGCAGAGUCCCCUGCCCCACCUGUAGAGCCAAAUUCUGUAUACUGGACAUCUGCAUGGUCCACUGACAAGAAACACAAAUACAGAUCCAAACAGACCUUUUACGCUCUAAAUAAUGUUAAUGUGUGUUUUUAUCCAACAUUUAGCAAAAAGACUCUGAAGAGAAGCAGUGGACAGGACAAUGGACUGAACCUAGUUAUGUACCUUUAGUCUAUUCUGUGCUUUCAAUAAGGAAUGAUAAUUUACAGUAUCACUUACUACAGUAAUUACAAUGCUCUGAAAAACAUUCAUUUUGAACCCCAAUAUAGUGUUAAAUGCCAUAAUCAGUGUGACAUUUUGGGAGAUGUGUUUGUUUGGUUUUUGAACCCCAGUCAGAUAUGAGGCAUCAUAUCAGUUAACCUGAAUCUGCAGUCAGUAAAGAGACAUCCAAUAUGUGUUUUGGUUAGUGAAAAAAAAACUUAACCCUUUUAACAGUGACCAGAACCUGUAUAACUGGUCAUCCACUUCAGAAUGUUCUUUAGACCCGACAUAAAACUGACAUCAAAAUGUAAGUAGCCUUUAAGAGCAAAUCUCAAGUUAUCACUUGGUUAUGCACAUGUAUACUCAGAGCUGUUAAGGAUUUAACAACUUUCAUCUGCCUCAAUGUUUAUUCUUUCACAAAUCCUUAUAUGUUCUCAGUAAUAAUGUUAUUCUGCGAAAGCUCAAUUUAUAUUUUUAAUUUUAAAUAGUAACUUGCAGGUUGGAGACCCCAGUAAAUUAAUGUUUAGGGUAAUGCUGUAGAAACUAUAUCUCCAGGAGAGGUGAGAUGCAUCCAUAAACACAACA